Owenia fusiformis is the source of this 626-nucleotide messenger RNA. The record is from the annotation of a GenBank genome assembly. Lineage: Eukaryota; Metazoa; Annelida; Polychaeta; Sabellida; Oweniidae.
UUGCCCAACAUGUAUCCAUGCCAUGCCCCACCUCCUGCCCCAAAGUAUUCACAUGGUGAGCCCACACGGCUUAGUGUGGCUAUGUGACAGCUCCAUAAGACAGGUAUAUUAUAAGACAACCCUGAAUACAAGUGCUGAGGAAGAGAUUCUCUAUUUAUCACAACCUGCUAACAAUAGACUUAAAGGAAGUAGACGGGAUAGAGAAAAGUUUAAGGUAAGUUUUGAAAAAGUCACAAUUUUGGAGCAAUUUGUGCUCGCGUCAUUCCAUGCCAUGCCUUUUUCUAAAAAUUCCCAUCAGUUCUGACUUUGUUUCAGAAUAAUCCUUUGAUUUUAAGCCUUUUUGACAAAAAAUGAAGAGGUGGACCCUCCCUUUUUCAAUUCUAAUUUUGCACAUUCCUACAUCUUAAAUCUUCAGCAAAGUUCAAACAUCAGAUAUCUCAAUUAAUUUUUCAGAAAAUAAGAUAAGGAUUGUUGAAGCAUUUAGAUGAUUUUCAAAAAGAACUCUUCCAACAUUUCGAUCUCUACCUCUUCUACUUCCUUUCACAUAUAACAUAACAUUCAUGCAAAUACAGAUACUUAUUUACAUGAUUAUACAAAUAUUAUUGGAAGAACAAUGUUGAUAUUAU